GUGUGUGUGUGUGUGUGUGUGUGUGUGUGUGUGUGUGUGUGUGUGUGUAAACCUGAGGAAGCAUUAACAUGCCAAAGACGUUGCUUUCUCCUCUAACAUCUAUUAAUAGACAUGUCGAUCCAGUACCUGGUAGGAAGGUGAUCUAAUAAAGUCUUUGUGCACUCAAACUCAGCAGUGUAGAAAUUGUCCAUCACUAAUAUUUUCUGUUAGCGUGAGGACAUGACCCACUGCUAGGUUUUCAAGACCCCCCCCCCCCAUGGUGCAUCUCAUGCAUUUUAAAAGCACUCCAUCUAACCCUCUGCUCCUGACUGCUGAGUGUGUACUUUGCUCUGUCGCAGCACCUCCUUGUCUCCCAGCGUUACCUGUGUUUGCAUGAUUUACCCUGUCACCACUGCCCCUUACUCAAGUCACUUUGGCUGUUCAGCUGCCACUCAUCUCCGAUGACAUCGGCCUGCUGAAGUUUAACCUCUUCAUUUUUCCGCGCCGACCCCGCUUCCACCCUCCCAGGGUACAUCCUGUCCGUCACCGAGGGUUAAAGCCGUCUCCGUUGAUGCAGCCUGCCGCUGUUUCUCUCGACAAACUGCUACAGAUCUGACCCGUCGUACGUCUGUUACGUCGACUCUAUGCUUUCUAGGAGUGAUAACGACGGCAGAUCAGAGAGCCGUGCAAGGCUGUCACUUCUAUCACCGCUGAGGUGUGCGUUGUAUCAGUGGUACGUGUGCCUCUGCAGGGAAGGUAUCGUAACAUGGGGAACCUACUGAAAGUUCUGACUUGCACAGAUCUGGAACAGGAGCCCAAUUUUUUCCUCGAUUUUGAAAAUGCCCAGCCCACAGACGCAGAGCGAGAAGUGUGGGAGCAGGUGGACGUGGUGCUGAAGGACGCUAAGGGGAUCCUGGACGAGCUGCAGGCGUACAAAGGAGCGGGGCAGGAGAUCAGAGAGGCGAUCCAGAAUCCGAACGAUGAGAGGUUACAGGAGCAGGCGUGGGCGGCUGUGGUUCCCCUGGUGGGGAGACUGAAGAAGUUCUUUGAGUUCUCCCAGAGAUUAGAGGCGGCGCUGCACAGCCUGCUGGGAGCUCUGACCAGCGAGACGUACGACGACCCCACUCAGCACCUCGAGCGGGAGCAGGCGCUGGCCAAGCAGUUCGCCGAGAUCCUGCACUUCACGCUGCGCUUUGAUGAGCUCAAAAUGACAAAUCCUGCCAUUCAGAAUGACUUCAGCUACUAUAGGAGAACCCUGAGCCGAAUGCGGAUCAACAACGUACCGGCGGAUGGUGAGAACGAAGUCAACAAUGAACUGGCCAAUCGGAUAUCCCUGUUUUACGCCGAUGCCACGCCCAUGCUGAAAGCAUUAAGUGACGGCACAACAAAGUUUGUAUCCGAGAACAAGAACCUGCCCAUCGAGAACACGACGGACUGCUUGAGCACGAUGGCGAGUGUGUGUAAAGUCAUGUUGGAAACGCCGGAGUACCGCAGCAGGUUCACCAGUGAUGAGACGGUGUCUUUCUGCCUCCGGGUGAUGGUCGGGGUCAUCAUCCUGUACGACUACGUCCAUCCUGUGGGAGCUUUCGCAAAGUCGUCCAAAAUAGACAUGAAAGGUUGCAUCAAAGUCCUCAAAGAUCAGCCUCCGAACAGCGUAGAAGGCCUUCUCAACGCUCUCAGGUACACAACCAAGCAUCUGAACGAUGAAUCAACCAACAAGACUAUCAAGAGCAUGCUGCAGUAGGACUGAGCUGCUACAACUGCUUGCCUCACACCCUGCUGGGGGGGAGACGCCACUCUCCUGACUGAUGUCAGUGCACAGAAUGUUUUUGUUUUUCUUUCUUUUUGUUGCUUUUUUUAAUUUUCUAAUGGAAAAAGAGCUACAGCUCCGCCCUCUUUUUAUAAUGCAAAAUGCUACUGCCAUUAUGAACGUCUUUUUCUGUGCCAAAAAGAUGUUGCUGAGAUGUAAUGUUUUCGAUAAAAGGCCAUGCGACAAUGGCAGCUAAUGAAAGCAUUGUGGAUCCUCUGGUGUUUUAAACUUGUUUUUCCCUAAUAUAAGGGACGGGAGUGCUUUGACUUGAAAAUUUAAAAGAGAGAUAUAUAUAUCUA
Cottoperca gobio is the source of this 2088-nucleotide messenger RNA. It is a transcript of the gene cyribb, whose product is annotated as family with sequence similarity 49 member Bb. The transcript is spliced from 11 exons. Bases 746 to 1723 code for a protein of 325 amino acids. The record is from RefSeq and is a predicted model, not a curated record. Gene Ontology annotation, molecular function: small GTPase binding. Gene Ontology annotation, biological process: regulation of actin filament polymerization. NCBI's taxonomy places the organism in Eukaryota, Metazoa, Chordata, Actinopteri, Perciformes, Bovichtidae.